AUGAUUGAGAUUUGUAACCACCGCCUAUUAGUGUGCCUUCUGUUCUGUUUUGCUUGUAUCGCACAUGGAUUGACACCGGAGCAGAUUCAACAACUUGACGAUUUUAUUGCCAGUACUAUGAGUUGUAGACUGGUUCCUGGCUUGAACCUAGCAUUGGUAAAGGAUGGAGAGACGGUUUACACCAAGGGAUAUGGUGUUAGCAACAUGGAUUCGAAGUCCCCUGUCACGGAACAUACAUUGUUUGCCAUUGCCUCGAUAACCAAAUCUUUUACCUCAACGUUAUUAGCGAUGCUACUGAGUGGACACAGCGAUGUCACAUGGGCAACACCUAUUAGGCAGUACCUUCCCGAUUUUGACCUCGGCGAUCGAUUUAGAACUGAACAGACCAACCUUCACGAUCUCUUAUCUCACAAAGAGGGCAAGCUUGAUGACACUGAUUAUAUACUGUUAGGUGGUUUUAACAUAACGCGGGAUUCAUAUAUAAGCCAUAGAAAGUACAUGGAACAAAUCUUCCCAUUCAGGAGCAGUUUUGCCUAUUUGAACUCUAUGUAUGCCAUUGCUGGCUACAUUGCCGAACAGAUUGGUGCUGACACAUGGGAGAACCUCAUUCAAGAGAGGAUUUUCAAUGCCCUUGGUAUGGAUGCAUCAUCGUUCACACACAGCGACUGGGGGAAUCCUGACCUUGCUGAAUCAUAUGUAUACAUGUUCAACAGAUAUGAGUACUAUAAAAUUGACAAGUCUACAUUCUGGUCAAUUUACAACCACGCCCCCGCAGGGUCCAUUAUGUCGAAUGCAGUAGACAUGACCAAGUACAUGAAGUUCAUUUUGAAUGAAGGGAAGAACAAGAAUGGCGAGCAACUUGUAGAUAAGAUUCAACUUGCUGAAACUCAUAAACCACAGAAUGCAGUAAAAAAUCCUAUCUUGUUUUCAAAGCCCAUUUUCCCAGUAUCUGACUCGAGCUACACAUAUGGACUGGGUUGGAUUAAUGGCAUAUAUAGAGGUUAUUUGAAGAGCUAUCACACAGGUGCAUAUCCAGGAUUCAAUUCUUUAAUCACUCUGCUCCAUGCUUCAAAGACUGGUAUCUAUGCCGGCACUAACGGUCCAUAUGACACAUACGCCAUGUUAGCCUUGGAAGUGAUUCACAGGUAUGCUUCUGAUCUUCUUCUUGGCGAAGAGCCGUGGUUGAACAGCACCACGGCCUGCACAUUUCCGUCGCCAUGGAUACCAUCGCCAUCAAAUGGCGGAAUAAAAGGCAAGCCGGUUAAAAGUAGCGAUAGUCAUGAAAUAAUAACAACGAGGCCACCGGAGGAUUAUACAGGAGUCUAUGGACAUAAAGGGUUAGGAAAUAAUACCGUUUAUAUUGACAAAGAUGGUGUUACUUUGAGAUUUCUCUACGGUGUGUAUGGUAAUGGAAUACUUAUACCCACUGCUGACGAGCUGCGUUUCAACUUCAGAAUUGAAGGGCCAAUGGAAUGGUAUUAUGAAUAUUAUUCACUCAUGGUUCCUAUUUUUGCUCAAUUUUCAUCUUCCUCUGGACCUGGAAAAGAAAUUGAUGAACUGCGACUUCCAUACACACCCGGGUAUGCUAGUGCUCUGUUUGAGAAAUAUUUGACCGAUUCAUAA
Molecule: messenger RNA, 1623 nt
Organism: Saccoglossus kowalevskii
Lineage: Eukaryota; Metazoa; Hemichordata; Enteropneusta; Harrimaniidae
Source: RefSeq, a predicted model, not a curated record